AUGACCCGCGCUCUCUGUCCCUCGCACGACUCGCGCCGGCUCCCGCUGAUGAUACGCGCGUCGACCGACUCGCGCCCGCACACCCCUGCUGACGACACGCGCCCUCUAUCCCACGCCCACGACUCCGUGUCUGCCGGCCCACAAGAGCUUUCUGCCCGAUGCGCGCCAACUCUCGUUGACGACAGUGCCCACCCACACGACGUGCGCGCGAGUCCGCCUCCACCCUACAUCAUCCCUCCUCGCCAGCUUCCUCCUUCCCUUGUGUGCCGUCCUCCUCCUCGAUCCCUCGUCCGCGAAUACCUUGUGUGCGCCCGACUGGCGCGCGCUCGGACGACACGCUUGCGGGUCCUCUACCUGGCUCCUGCGUCCCUUCUCGUGUGGUCCCUGCGUCGGCCAUCUCCCGCAUCCCUCGACCACGAGUCCCUGAUGCCCGCCCGAGUCGCGCUCCCUCAGACGACGCGCGCGCGAGUCUGCAUCCCACAUCUAGCUUCCUGUCUCAUCGUACGCCUCAUCGUCCGCGUGUGGUCCCUGUGCCGUCCCCUCCUCGAACCCGACUCCUCGACUCCAGAUCCCUGGUGCCUGCUCGAGUCGCGCUGCUUGCGUCUCCCACUGACGACACGCGGCCGCUGCAUCGCCCGACUCGCGGCUGCUCCCUCUGACGACCCGCGCAGCUCCCGGCUCGCGUCCGCUCCGCCUAAGUCGCGCCCGCUGCCUCUGACGACACGCCCGGCGCCCGACGUGCGUCUCCCUCUGACGACACACCUGGCUGCUGCCUCGCCCGAUUCACGCGCGCUCCCUCAGACGACACGCGCGUCGACCGACUCGCGCCCGCACACUCCCACUGACGACACGCUCCCCCUAUCCCUCGCCCGACUCGCGCCCUCUAUCCCGCGCCCACGAUUCCGUUCCACAGGAGGAUUGUGCCCGCCCAACGUGCGCCCGCUCCCUCAGACGACACGCGCGUCGACCGACUCGCGCCCGCACAUCUCACACGCCCACGGGGCGUGCCUCCUCGCAUCCUCCUCGUUGCCACGUCUGCCUGUCCACCCAAUCGUCCGCGCCUUGUCCUUCCGCCAAACUCCUUCUCGUUUCCGGGACAGCCCCGUGAUUCUGCAUGUGUCGCGUGAUCCGUCCACCGUCCGCCUCGUGCUGUCUCCCUCCUCCCCCAUCCGCGAUUCCUUAGUAACUGCCCUAUUCGUGCCUGCUCAGAGGAUGCGCGCGCGAGUCCAUGUCCAGCCUCCAUCGUCCCUCCUUGCCGGCCUCCUCGUCCGUAAUUGGUCCAUGCACCGUCCUCCUCGAUCCCUCGUCCCCGAGUUUCAUGUGCCUGCCCGACUCGCACCCGCACAGCACGUCAGAUAA
Messenger RNA from Heterobasidion irregulare TC 32-1, 1359 nucleotides. RefSeq lists its product as uncharacterized. The record is from RefSeq and is a predicted model, not a curated record. NCBI's taxonomy places the organism in Eukaryota, Fungi, Basidiomycota, Agaricomycetes, Russulales, Bondarzewiaceae. The transcript has 4 exons. The coding region runs from base 1 to 1359 and encodes 452 amino acids.